AUGGCGCAAAUUGGCCGACGCAAUCCCACAAAGUUACGACUUGACCUUGGCUGCACCAGUCAUAGCAGUAGCAGCAGCACCUCCGAUUCAGCAGAAGGUGGUGGUGGCGGCAGCAGCAAUUCGAAUGACACAUGGCGUCAAGACCUAGCUCGCAUUGUAGAUGGCCAUGCUUCCGAACAUCGGCUUGACGACUUGAGAGCUGACGAUUUACAGCAAGUACAAAGACUUGGUUCUGGUAAUGCUGGUGUUGUAUGGAAAGUGAAACAUCAGCCAACGGGACGAAUUAUGGCGAAGAAGGUGAUCACCAUUGAAUCAGCAGAACCACAACAACGACGUCAAAUCAUUCGUGAGCUUUCCAUCCUCAAGAUUUGUGAAUCUCCUCAUAUUGUAUCGUUCUAUGGUGCCUUCAUGGAUGACAUCAAUGACAGCGUCGUGAUAUGUAUGGAAUACUGCGAAGGUGGUAGCUUUGAGGAUAUCUACAAAAGGGCACAUGAACUACAUGGCGUCAUUGGUGAAACAGUGCUUGCCCGGUUAGCCGAAUCGAUAUGCAAAGGGCUCGUAUAUCUUCAAUCAAAAAGUGUGAUUCACAGAGACAUCAAGCCAUCCAAUGUGUUGAUGACAAGGAAAGGAGAAAUCAAGCUAUGCGACCUUGGGGUAUCCGGAGAGCUUAUCAAUUCGCUUGCAGAUACGUUUCUUGGAGCACAAUACUAUAUGGCACCAGAACGCAUUCAAGGAUCCAAAUACUCUAUGAAAUCGGAUAUCUGGUCGUUGGGAUUGACAAUUAUUGAAGUCGCUCAAAAUCGACCUGCAUUACCACCUCCCGGUCAAACUCGGCUUGCCCCUUUUGAGUUGCUCGAUAUCAUCGUUAAUCAACCUUUACCAACACUCGACUCGAAUCGCUCGGAAGCCUGUAGGGAAUUUGUUGCUCAAUGCUUGAUCAAGAAUCCAGAAGAAAGGCCUGGGCCCAUGGAUAUGUUAGAACAUACGUUUAUCAAGGACUGUAAGGGUGGAUCCGAGCAAGAGCUUGCAAUGUGGCUCAAGGAAGUAUGGGAUUGGAAAUGA
Messenger RNA from Lichtheimia ornata, 1062 nucleotides. RefSeq lists its product as uncharacterized. Lineage: Eukaryota; Fungi; Mucoromycota; Mucoromycetes; Mucorales; Lichtheimiaceae. Gene Ontology annotation, molecular function: protein kinase activity; ATP binding. Bases 1 to 1062 code for a protein of 353 amino acids. Gene Ontology annotation, biological process: protein phosphorylation. The transcript is spliced from 6 exons. The record is from RefSeq and is a predicted model, not a curated record.